AAUGGCAAAACCAUCUGCAAAAGAGACUAGUGAUGGAAUAUUACAAUAUAUUACCCAACAAAAUAGACCGUACAGUGCAACGGAUAUUUUUAAUAAUCUCCAUGGAAAAUUUGGGAAAACGGCUGUUGUUAAAGCAUUAGAGAGUUUAGCAGCGGAUGGUAAGCUUGUUGAAAAGAUUUAUGGAAAACAAAAAGUCUAUGGACCCAAUCAGGAUUCUAUGCCGUCAAUACCCCCCGAUGAGUUGGUAAAGAUGAGACAGAAAGUGGCUGAACUACAAAGAGAAAAUGAAGAAUUAACCAAAAACGAAAAAAAGCUUGAUAUGCUUAUUUCUGAGAAAAGAAAUGCGAUUCCAACAAAUGAAUUGAAACAAAAAGUUCAAGACUAUCAAAAACAACUUCAAGAUAUAACCAAGAGGGUAGAUAGUUGCAAAAAUAAUCCAAAUGCAGUUUCAGCAAAGGAUAUGGAAAAAAUAAAGAAAGAAAGAAAUAAAUUUUUGGCAUUUUGGAGAAAAAGAAGACGUAUUGCUAAUGAUAUUUUGGAUGCUAUGUUAGAAAGUGGUGACAAAAAGAAGAGCGAAUUAAUGGAAGAACUUGGCAUCGAAACGGAUGAAGACUACAAUGUAAACAUACAGACAUUCACCGAAGUGUUUAAUAUGGAGUCAUCAUCCUCCGAGAGUGAUAAUGGCAUCGAAGAAAAGUUACGUAUGGCUGCUAUUACAAUAGAAUGCAUAGCAGAACCCGCUAAGAAUAAUGGCUCAAAAAGAAAACAAAAGAGUAAGGAGAACGAAAUCAGUUACCAAAGUGAAGAAAAGUCUUAUUUAGCUAAGAAAUUGGAGGAAUUAUUAGAUGAAAAAAUUAAGUAUGUUAGUAGUUCUAAAAACACGAAAAAGGAUAAGUCUGUUAAGAAGGAUAGUGGAGUUAGAAUAUAUCCAAAAGGACCAAAAGUAUUUAAAGUUAUAUAUGAUGAAGAAAUUCCGCAAAAGAGGAAAAAAAGAAAAUCAACAUCAACUUCUUCGUCAGAUGAUGAAAACCUUCUGAGAGAUGUUGCCGUUAGCGGAUAUGAUAUUUUAAAGCAAUCAAGUAUCAGUUGA
Dimorphilus gyrociliatus is the source of this 1090-nucleotide messenger RNA. The record is from the annotation of a GenBank genome assembly. Lineage: Eukaryota; Metazoa; Annelida; Polychaeta; Dinophilidae.